Candida tropicalis MYA-3404 is the source of this 2823-nucleotide messenger RNA. It is a transcript of the gene PUT3, whose product is annotated as Put3p. Lineage: Eukaryota; Fungi; Ascomycota; Pichiomycetes; Serinales; Debaryomycetaceae. Gene Ontology annotation, molecular function: zinc ion binding; DNA-binding transcription factor activity, RNA polymerase II-specific; DNA binding. The transcript has a single exon. The record is from RefSeq and is a predicted model, not a curated record. The coding region runs from base 1 to 2823 and encodes 940 amino acids. Gene Ontology annotation, biological process: regulation of DNA-templated transcription; DNA-templated transcription.
AUGAGUGAAUCUAGGAGCUUGAAUGAUGAGUCACAGGUUGCAGAUGCCUUGGUUGCUGCAGAUAUUAGACCUACAGAAUUACAAGCAUCUAAUUCAACCUCAAGUUCAUCAUCAGUUUCAACAAAUACCCCGAAUUCGGGGAAGCAAAAUUUAAAUCCCCGUCAGAAAAGAGCUUCUUUAGCAUGUAUUCGAUGUCGUACACGUCACAUUAGAUGUCCUGGUGGAGAUCCGUGUAAAAAGUGUCAAUUGGCAAAAUCAAAGUGUGAAUAUGUGGAGGCAGACAAGAAGAUUGUUGUAUCGAUGAAGUACCUUUCAAAAUUACAUGACGAAAUUGCCAGAUUGAAAAAAGACAAUGCUACGUUAAGAAAUAAUCUAAAAGAGCAAGAACUAAAAAGAGAACAAGAAUCACUGUCUUCUUCAAAAAUGCAAUUUACAGACUCAUCAGGCUCACAACAACCACUGGCGACAGCAGGAACAGAGUCCCCUUCAUCUUCCACAACAUUUCCAACAACAGCACCACAACCACAUAUGUCCACUUUAAAUACAUCGCUGUCCGGUACUGGAUUGUCGUCAUCUGGAGCAACAGAAGUUAUAAGUCCGUCAUUAGAUAAAUAUGGAAGACUAAUUCAGUCUCGUACAGGAGAGAAGGUUUACGUGGGUUCAUCAUCUAUGACUUUGUUUGGCUUAGAGAUUCAGAAUAUGGUACCUUCAUUUGUUUCCAGCUCAUUGCUUACGAGUUCCAGUACAUCUACUACACCUGCGCCAUCUCCUGGUAGUGACCAUCAACCACAGCUACUACUGGCAAGUGUCUCAUCAAAUCAAGAACAUCAAAGACACCCAGGGAAACGUGAAACAAAGAUUCUUGAAAAGGAGGGGAACGCAUAUAAGAUUACAUUAUCCAAGACGAAAACAAGACCUGGUUUAUCCAUAAACUUUGAAUUGCCAUCAUAUUCAUAUGCCAUGUUAUUGGUCGAUACAUUUAUUAAUUAUAAUGAUGGGUGCUUUUAUUUUUUCAAUGAAGGAUUGGUGAAACGAUUCUUAAUGAACUUAUACUCCGGUAAAUCUGCUGAGAAUAAACGAAUAUUGAACCGAAACUCACCACAACCAAACAACCCUGAUCAAGAUGAGAACACCAUUAAGAAAGAUACAGAUGAUGAAACCAUUCUAGAAACAAUAUGGUUCUGUAAAGUAUUACUUAUUUUUGCAAUUGGUGAGAUGUACUUGGGAACGGAAUCUAGCACCCAUGCAAAGAGACAAAAAUUAGAAAACAUGAAAAGAGCAGGUAAAGAACGACCUGAAAAACAUGCAUUACCCGGAUCUGCUUUCUUCUACCAAGCAUCAGAGUUAUUUACUGGAUUGUUUGCUUCUGGUGCUGUUGACAACAUCACUAAAGAUGGAGGUAUUGAGGUUAUGCUUUUGUAUGCUUUCUACUUACAAGUAGCAGAUUGUACUAUAGCAUCAUACUUUUACUUCGGUUUAGCAUUGAGAGCAGCAUUGAUUUUGGGAUGGCAUGUUGAUGCUGAUAAGGAAAACUUGAAUCGUUUUGAGUUGGAGCAUAGAAGAAGAAUCUGGUGGACUGUGUAUAUGUAUGAGAGAAUGCUUUCGUCCAAAGCAGGAUUACCAUUGAGUUUUGCAGAUGAUUCUGUAUCAACUGAGUUGCCAGUUGAUUUUAAGAUUGAUUUGACUGAUUUCCCAAGAGACCAAAGUGACGUUAGAGGAUACUACAUUUUUCCACCUGCAGAUUAUAUAAACAAUUGCGUCACUAUAACCCAAAUCAAUGCAGUUAUUUUAUCAUCUUUGUAUACCAAACAACCAUCGUUUAAUAUUUUACCUGUUGUUACUGAUUUGGUGCAACGAUUGAUGUCCUGGAAGGCGUCGUUGCCAAAAUACCUUGAGGUUGAUUACACUGCUGAAAGCCCCAAGAUAUCUAGAUUGGUGACAAAUUUAAUGACUGAAUAUUUCCAAGGGAUUAACCUUGCUGUUCGUCCCUUGUUGUUUCAUUUUGCAACACAAAAGUUACGUGAAAUCAGAAUCAAAAACAGCACUAGCAAAUACAUUGAUCUUACCAAGUAUUCCAAGAAUGUCUUGACAUUACUUAAUGCCUCAUUCCAAGCUUCAAUUAAUACAAUCAAAAGUAUAUGGUCAUUGGUGCCUGAUAACAUGGUGGCAUUGUUUGGUUGGAUGGAUAGAGAAUAUUUGUUCACAUCUGCAUCCACCUUAAUCUUGUUUAAUGCAUCAUUUGGUGUACAUGAAGCGACAAAAGACCACUUAGAUCAUGCGUUGAUUUUAUUCACCAAAAUGAAGAGAUUGGGUAAUUAUCCUGCAGCAUUAAGAAGAGCACAAUUGUUGAAACUUAUUAAUGUACUUGAUUUUAAUGGUGUCAUGGCUGAAUUGUUGGAAAAACAUGAUGAUGAAAACAAAUCUCCUUCUCCGGGGAAUCCAUCGUCAAACAAGGUAGAGGCUUUCUUGAAUCCACCUUCAAUGAAUCCAACUGAUUUGGAUGUUUUUCAAUUUUCUCACCCAUCUACUAGUAAUAUAGCAAGAGAAAAUACUACUGGUGAUGUUUAUGCAAAUCAAGAUUUAACAGGUAUAGAAGGCUUAACUUAUUUGGAUGCAGAACAACAAUUAUGGAACGAUAUCACUAACGAGGCGGGCUGGUUGAACGUUCAUUCUGCUGAGAAAGAUGCUAUUGUAAUUGAUAAAGAACCAUUGGAUGAAGGAUUUAUGUUCAACAUUACUACACCAGAUUUGAACUCUGGAAUGAAUUCUGGUUAUUCUCAUUUGAUCAAUCAUGAAUUUCAAGACUUCAUGGAUCAAACUUAA